AUGGCAUCCAAGGGCACAGAGACGAUAUGCGGGCCUAUCAACAAGACCGCACAAAGCACAGUUGAUGUAGCAUCGUCGGAAGAUGGAGGCGAUCAGAUCGACAACGCCGCGAUUGACAAGGUCGACGCGAAGGAGGAAAGAGCUUUUCUAUGGAGGCUCGAUCUCGGCCUCCUAACAAUCGGCUUCCUGGGCUAUGUGUUCAAAUACCUAGAUCAGAUUAAUAUUAGCAACGCAUAUGUUUCGGGCAUGCAGGAAGACUUGAAGCUGUACGGAAACGAAUUGAACUACUUUACUACCUACUUCAAUAUUGGGUACAUGGUCAUGCUCUUUCCAUCGUGCAUCCUCGUCUCCUACAUCGGCCCGUCCAUCUGGCUGCCGGCGUGCGAAGUUCUUUGGGGGGUGUUCACCUGCUGCUUGUCGACCGUCACAAGCCCGCAUCAGGUCUACGGUCUCCGCUUUCUGAUCGGGUUCUUCGAAGGCGUGUGCUGGCCCGGCUACUUUACCAUCAUCAGCCAAUGGUAUCUGCCGCACGAGUUAGCUCUCCGCAUGAGCAUCUACAACAUCGCCCAACCCGUCGGCGCAAUGAUGUCUGGCGCGAUGCAGGGGGCCCUAGCUACCAACAUGGAUGGGACACUAGGGCGUGCGGGCUGGCGGUGGGCUUUUAUCAUUAAUGGAAUUUGCACGAUAUUCGUUGCCCUUCUCGCAUUUUUCAUUCUUCCCGGCUACCCAGAACGCCCAAACCCACUUACAAAGUUCUACCUAAAACCCCGGCACAUUGAAAUCGCCCUCGCGCGGGCAAGGCGCGUCGGACGCAAAGCGCAGACUGGAAUCACCCCACGAAGCUUUAUACAGACAUGGAAAAUUUGGUUCUUCUGGGUCAUCGUUGUUGCAUGGCCCAUCGGCGGAAACACAGUUCCAACGAACUACUUCAAUCUCUGGCUGAAGUCACUCAAGAAUUCAGAUGGAACUGCCAAGUACUCCGUGGGCAUGCUCAACUACCUGCCCAUCAUUGGCCAGGCAAUCCAGCUCGUGGGCGAAAUCGUGUUUAGCGGACUCAGCGACCGUGUGGGCCGAUUCCCGUUGUUGCUUGUUCAUUCUGCCAUCAAUAUUUCCUCCCUCACAAUCCUGAUCAUCCAGCCCGCGAACGAAAAGGCGCAUAUGGCGGGAUACUAUCUGAAUUACCUGGGCGCAGUCUCAAUGAUGCUCCUCUGCUCUUGGGGCUCCACACACCUUCAAGACCGACCCGAAGCACGCACAAUCAUGUUCGCGAGCGGGACGAUGCUCGCCUACGCGCUCAACGCGUUCCUGCCCAUUGCUGCCUUUCCAGCCUCCGAGGCCCCGCACUGGCGCAUUGGCGCCAGAGUGUAUUUGGGCUUUGCGCUGCUGGCUCUUGUUCUUUUUGUCGUUCUUUGGGUUGGGUUUCGGCGGGAUGAGAAGGGGAAGGAGAAGAAGGAGAGGUCGGUGGAAGAGGAAGCACGACGAUUGGGAAGAGCGGGGGCCUAG
Aspergillus calidoustus is the source of this 1503-nucleotide messenger RNA. The record is from the annotation of a GenBank genome assembly. NCBI's taxonomy places the organism in Eukaryota, Fungi, Ascomycota, Eurotiomycetes, Eurotiales, Aspergillaceae.